AUGAUUAAUACUAUUUCUCAACCUGCAGGAAAAACUUCAACAACUACCAAUUCUACUACCACUACUGAGCAACUUACAGGAACUACCAAUUCUACUACCACUACUGAGCAACUUACAGGAAAAACUUCAACAACUACCAAUCCUAUUACCACUACUGAACAACUUACAGAGAAAACCAGUAACAUAACACCUAUUAUUACUAUCACUUCAACAGGAUCUACUCCUUUUGUGCAAUCUACUACAAAUGAACUACCAGCUAUAGGGUCCACUGCUACACCUAUGAGUUGUGAAUACUUGUCAUACUGGGUUAUUAUCCUGAUUGGAAUAGCCUGCAUUCUUGCUCUUGGCUUACUAUUUUGUCUGUUCUUUGGACUAUCUGCCUGUGUAAAAACUGGUCAUUAUAAAGUAAAAUGUUAUCCUAGUUACUUUCCUCAUUUCGGACUUGGGAAAGGUUUUGGAUCAUCAUACUCUACAGACCUUGAAGGGGGAAUUCGCCCUGUACAGCAAACAGGCUGAACUUAAGCUCAAGGAGAUCAAUUUGAGCUCGGACCAAAACAAGUCCAGUUUUGAAAUAAUACAAUAUUCUUUUAUUGUGUCUACUAACCUACUAUGUAUAAUUAGAAAGUAUAUACCACUUGUCUGUUACCUUAAUGACAUCGCUACAGGGACUUAUUCAGUGCAGAAUACAUAGGAUUGUAUGGGCUUUUUUGUGACAGAAUUUUAAUGGUGAUUUUGCGAAAAUGUUUGCCAAUGGUGAAAUUUGGAAUUUUGCCGCAAAUUCAUGCUGGCUGAAAUAUUUUGCUUAUCACUAAUGAUCGUAAAGUUUAUGGGGUAGGGUCUCACAUCCAAAUAGGUUAACAGAGGUAAAUAGUUUAAGAGAUUACAGUAAUUUAAUUUAUUUAGGUAAUUAUUCUAAAAUAUAAAUGUAAUUAUGUAUGGCAUUGA
This is a messenger RNA of Xenopus tropicalis (tropical clawed frog), 945 nucleotides long. Its product is annotated as mucin-5B-like. NCBI's taxonomy places the organism in Eukaryota, Metazoa, Chordata, Amphibia, Anura, Pipidae. The record is from RefSeq and is a predicted model, not a curated record. The transcript has 6 exons. The coding region runs from base 1 to 516 and encodes 171 amino acids.